Messenger RNA from Trichomonas vaginalis G3, 900 nucleotides. Its product is annotated as protein of unknown function, DUF4106 family. The transcript has a single exon. The annotation marks the transcript as partial. The record is from RefSeq and is a predicted model, not a curated record. Lineage: Eukaryota; Parabasalia; Trichomonadida; Trichomonadidae.
AUGCCACGUAAGCUACGUAAGAAUAUACGUAAGAGGAAGAGAGCAUUGAAACAUCCAAUAGUAAAACUGACACCACAACAACAGUUGCAACAACAAAUGCUGAAUGACCCCACUAUGUUGCAACAAAUGUCAAGCAAUCCUAUGCUUUUAAACCGAGUUGUUGGUGCACAGAGUGGAGGUUUAAGAGCGGCACUUUUAGCGAAAAUGGCAGGCUAUGGUGGAGCUGCAGACGGAACAGCCUAUAACCCUCAAAGUCAAAUGAAUUUGAGUUCACUCAAAAAUCAAAUAACAGAUGUCAAAAAGUCAAACAUAGACAUACAGAAGCAAAUAAGUGAAAACGAAAAGAAACUAGAAUAUGACAGACACACAAAGAAACUCAAUGAGUUAAACGUAGAGAAAAAGAAGAAAGAAGAACAACUGAAAGAACUAAGUACAGAGGAAUAUGCGAAAAAAGUGUCAGAAAAAGCAGCAGAAGUAGCAAAAAUGGAACAAGAUGUUGUAAAUUUGAAAAACCAUACUACUCAAUAUAAAGUACUGAAAGAUGAAGAGAUAAAACAAAAAGCCCUGAAGACAUAUAUGGAUAGCGAUGAGUAUAAAAAAGAAGUUGAAGCAAAUGUAAAGGCAGAAAAACUUUUACAGUUGCAAAACCAAACCGUACAGUAUGAAAACUUAGCACAAGAAAGUAAAAAUAACGACGCAGCCAUGCAAAAGGCAAUGAAAAGCGCAGAAUAUAUAAAAGCUAAUAAUGACUGGUUAGAUGCCCAAGCCAACGCUAAAGCAGCCCAACUUAUAGGGUCAAUAAGGACAAAAAUACAAGCGGAUGAAGACAGUUCAAAUGAAGCUUUAACAAAUGCUGACUUUAAGAACGCCUUCGAAGCUCUUCAUAGUAAGGUGAAACAA